AUGGCGGCGACGGGACGGCGGGCGAGAGGGGCGCGCGGGGUCGCGGCGGGGCGGCGCCGGCGGCCGCGGGUGGAGGGCUCGGGCGCCGAAGGGAAGCCCCGGCCGGCGCCGCUCCGGAGCCGCGACGAGGAGGUGUCCAGCGAAGAGGAGGCGGAGAGUGCGGCGGCGGGGCGGCGGCGGGAGGAGGCGGCGGCCGAGGAGGAGUUGGAGGAGACGCCGCAGGAGAAGAAGCUGCGCCUGGCCAAGCUGUACCUGGAGGAGCUGCGGCGGCACGAGGAGGAGCGGGCGGAGGAGGAGGAGGAGGAGGCCGCGGGUUUCCCCGGGGAUCUCGUCGGCGAGCGCCUGAAGGAGGCCGUGCUCGAGCAGCAGGGCCGGCUGCGACGCCCCGCGGCCCAGGACGUGUGCCCUCCGGCCGCUGCCGCCAUCCGAGUGCUGCGGGGCCACCAGCAUUCUGUCACCUGCCUCGUCGUCUCUCCGGAUGACAAGUUCAUCUUUUCGGCUGCUAAGGAUGGCUCCGUCAUCAAAUGGGAAGUGGAGAGUGGGAAGAGACUCUGCGUGGUGCCUGGGGGCAAGAAAGGCACAGAGGGGCAGCCCAUGGGGCACACGGCCCACGUUCUCUGCAUUGCCAUCUCAUCGGACGGCAAAUACCUGGCUACAGGAGACAGGAACAAGCUGAUUCUGAUCUGGGAGGCAGCCACCUGCAAGCGUCUUUAUACGUUCACUGGUCAUCGUGAUGCCGUGUCGGGCCUGUCUUUCCGGAAGGGCACGUACCAGCUGUACAGUGCAUCCCAUGACCGCUCCGUCAAGGUCUGGAAUGUGGAGGAGAAUGCUUAUGUGGAGACCCUCUUUGGGCACCAGGACAUCAUCACAGGGAUGGACAGCCUGAGUCGGGAGUGCUGUGUUACCUCAGGGGGACGAGAUGGCACUGUGCGUUUCUGGAAGAUCCCCGAGGAGUCACAGCUCAUUUUCUAUGGGCAUCAGGGCUCCAUCGAUUGCAUCCAGCUCAUCAAUGAGGAGCACAUGGUGUCAGGUGCUGAUGAUGGGUCAGUGGCCCUGUGGGGGCUGGCGAAGAAGAAGCCACUGGCACUGGUGAGGCAAUCGCACGGGACGCAGGGCGCUGCCCAGGACCUGCAGCAGCCGUACUGGGUAUCUGCAGUGGCCGCCUUGCUCAACAGUGACCUUGUGGCUACAGGUUCCCACAGUGGCUGUGUGAAGUUGUGGAAGUGCGGUGAGGGAUUUCAGAAGCUGGAGCCCCUCUGUGAUAUCCCAUUGAUUGGCUUUGUCAACAGCCUGAAGUUCUCAUCAACGGGAGACUUCUUGGUGGCUGGCAUUGGGCAGGAGCACCGGUUGGGCCGAUGGUGGAGAGUAAAAGAAGCCAAGAACUCCAUCUGCAUCAUUCCUCUUAAAUGUAGAGCGGGAGCCCCUGGUCCCACGGCAGCUGAUUGCGCGUAGCCUCCAAGCGCUACCCCAAGAGCUACAGGAACUGGAUCAUUAAAGUCUGUGUAAUACAGAUACAACAGCUCCAGUGUUGUCAGUGCUGCUUGGGGCUGCAGCAGUGC
This is a messenger RNA of Lagopus muta (rock ptarmigan), 1559 nucleotides long. It is a transcript of the gene RRP9, whose product is annotated as ribosomal RNA processing 9, U3 small nucleolar RNA binding protein. Bases 1 to 1452 code for a protein of 483 amino acids. Gene Ontology annotation, cellular component: small-subunit processome. Gene Ontology annotation, molecular function: protein binding; snoRNA binding. The record is from RefSeq and is a predicted model, not a curated record. NCBI's taxonomy places the organism in Eukaryota, Metazoa, Chordata, Aves, Galliformes, Phasianidae. The transcript has 15 exons.